Molecule: messenger RNA, 1784 nt
Organism: Nyctereutes procyonoides (raccoon dog)
Lineage: Eukaryota; Metazoa; Chordata; Mammalia; Carnivora; Canidae
Gene: HENMT1
Product: HEN methyltransferase 1
Exons: 10
Coding region: 342-1601 (419 amino acids)
Biological process (GO): RNA methylation; siRNA processing; piRNA processing
Cellular component (GO): cytoplasm; nucleus
Molecular function (GO): RNA methyltransferase activity; O-methyltransferase activity
Source: RefSeq, a predicted model, not a curated record
AAGGACAUAGGAACGCAGACAAACGUCCCAGUGCGGCCGCGGGGACAACGGAAAGUGAUCCGAUGGGCUGGCAGCCGACCCUCCCCCCAGCUUACCUGUUAACUCACGCAAAAGACCCUGUGUGCAAAGCAUCCUUGGUGGGAAUUGAAACUACUCCUCAAGAAUAAAGACUGCCCCGGGUCCCUAAGGUCCCGAGUGAUUGACCCCAGAAUGCAGCUUUGCCUCUCGGCCUCCUGAAGCUAACUCUUCCAUCGCCUACAAUAAAGACAUAAGUGGUUAUAAAGUGUCCAGUUGGACGUCUGGCAGGGGAAGGACACGAGAUGCAGCAAUGUUUCUGAGAGAUGGUCCAGUUGCCCUCCCUGCACAGCGAGUGCUUGCCGAACCAGAGCUCGGAUACAUCGGCUUUUUUUGUUGCAGCAAAACUUGAAAACUUGGAAGCAAUGGGAGAAAACAAAGAGUGCAACAGUAUGGUUGAUAAUUGUGAAGAAGUGCCCACGAAGGAAGUGAUUGAGUUCAGACCGCCACUAUAUAAACAGAGAUACUUCUUUGUUAAAAAUUUAGUGCAACAACAUAAACCCAAGAAGGUUGCAGACUUGGGCUUUGGAGAUGCCACACUUAUAUGGAUGCUAAAAUACCAUCAUUGCAUUGAACAUCUUGUUGGAGUAGAUACUUACGCUGGCAGUACCUCUCAAUGGGAAAUAAGUAAUUUGAGCCCAUCAGUGGGGGAUUAUCUAGUUCCUCGGGACCUAGAUUUGACUAUAACCUUGUAUCGUGGCUCUGCUGUACAGAAGGACUCUCGUUUGGUUGGAUUUGACUUGAUGACAUGUAUUGAAUUGAUAGAACAUUUAGAUUCUGAAGAUCUGGCCAAGUUUCCUGAAGUUGUAUUUGGCUAUUAUUCCCCACGUAUCAUCAUCAUCAGCACACCAAACUCUGAAUUCAAUCCCCUGUUUCCAGCAUCAACCUUUAGACACUUAGAUCACAAAUUUGAGUGGAACAGAAUGCAGUUUCAGACCUGGGCUUCGGAUGUGGCAAACCUCUACAAUUACUCAGUAGAGUUUACUGGUGUGGGGUCUCCACCAGCAGGAGCUGAGCAUGUUGGGUACUGUACCCAGAUAGGGGUCUUCCAGAAAAAUGAAGCAAAGGCAACUGAAUCAUGCAUUUCCACACCAGAGGAACAUGUUUAUGAAACCGUUUUUACAACAGCAUAUCCCAGUUUACAGGAGAAGAAAAACCUCCUGUUAGUCCUGAGCGCAGAGGUGUUAAGAGCCUCCAACUCUAUGAGACUGCGGUUUAUCGUGGAUCCGAAGAAAAAGGUGAACGGUAGAUUGGUGCCAGAAGACAGUUGCGUCCCACGGUACGGGUUAAUUGUCACCGAUGCUCAAAGGGCCCAAAUUGAGAGCUCCCCCAAGCCUUACUGUGUGGGAAAGAAAUUCUACGUGCCCCUGGAAAGACUCAUUACUUUUCCAAAGGUGAACCGCUUGGUUGAUAGUGUCGAGCGGCUGCGCAGCCUCCUUUCUGAGGCGCUGAAGCUGAACAGGGAUCAGAGUGCCCUCCAGGUGGACUUGCAUGAUCACUACUCGCGGACCAUGCUUUCCUACUGAAGCCGCGGACCUUAAUGAUAGGCUUAGUUCGAAAAUUGUACGUUUAGGCAACUUAGUUUUGAAUUUCCCUAUCCUUGUGUGUUUUCAUAUGCUUUUUGGGGGUGGUGUAGGGUUCACGUUCACACGUUUCUGUUGUACCCAUGUUAAAUGACUUAAAUUUGUAAAGUAAACUAUGAAAUAAAA